CAAUCUGGUUUUCGACCUUUCGUCUCUAAUGUAUUAGAAACACAAAAAACAGAGUAACAGAGAAAAUUUUCAGACCGAAACAAGAAGAUAAAUUAGUUUCCGUUUUAUGUUAAAUGCAUCAAAAGAAAUCCGGGAAACAUCAAGAGAUCGGAAAAGCAAGCAGCGACUGCAUCUCUUCCGAUUUCGACCAUUCCACUUCUUUACUAAUCCCUUCCUUGGAUAAUCAUCGAUUCAAUCGAAACAACCUACAAAAGAAUCCAAAUGUUCCCACUCAAAACAGGUCUCAUCUCAUCAUCCAAAUCCCAUCCUCAACGAACCCAUCACCACCACCACCACCACCACCAUCGACAACGACAACCCAUCAUCAGGAAAGACCUAAUGACUUUUCUCCAACUCAUGCCCUUCUCUCAACACCCCACAAGAGGUCUGUAAUGACACAGAAUCCCCUUUCUCAUUCCCCAACUCCGUCUUCUUUCAAGAACCGCCAUAAUCACCGCCAAAGGAUUGAUAGAUUAGCUUUAACCACCUCUUGUUUUACUUUUAUUGCUGUUCCUUUCGACGCUCAAGAACUGGGUAGGAAACUCGUUCAUCAUCUGAACCGUGGCCGUUUGCUUUGUUUCCACUUGCGUUUUCUUGUUUUGCUUGCUCUGCCUUCGCUGUAUUUCUUGGUCUCUUAUCCGCGGAGGUUCCUCGUGUUGAAUCUUCUCGCUUUGCUUGCUUUCUUGCUUACCCUUUGGGUUUCUCUCAACCUUGCACUCCCUCGCUUGCCUUCGAUUCGAUUACUUCUUGCUCGCUCUUUGCCUGCCAAGUUCACUCGACUAGGUUCAUCUUCCAUAUCUUCAAAAGCAGUUGUUUGGUCAAUUGGGUCAAAGCCAAAAUCUGAGAAGAAGGCGAAUUCGGGGACUUGGGUACAAGUUUACAGUAACGGGGAUGUGUACGAGGGUGAAUUUCACAAGGGGAAAUGUUCAGGGAGUGGGGUUUAUUAUUACCAUAUGAAAGGGAGGUAUGAAGGGGAUUGGGUUGAUGGGAAAUAUGAUGGUUAUGGUGUGGAAACAUGGGCAAAAGGGAGCCGAUAUCGCGGUCAAUAUAGGCAGGGAUUAAGGCAUGGAAUUGGGGUGUAUAGGUUUUAUACUGGUGAUGUUUAUGCUGGUGAAUGGUCUAAUGGGCAGUGCCAUGGAUGUGGAGUUCAUGCUUGUGAGGAUGGCAGCAAGUAUGUGGGGGAAUUCAAGUGGGGUGUUAAACAUGGACUUGGUCAUUACCACUUCAGAAACGGGGACGAAUAUUUUGGGGAAUAUUUUUCCGACAAGAUGCAUGGCUUUGGUGUUUAUCAAUUUGGAAAUGGACACCGCUAUGAGGGGGCUUGGCAUGAAGGAAGAAGGCAGGGAUUUGGUACAUACACUUUCAGAAAUGGUGAGGCACAAUCCGGUCACUGGCAAAAUGGUGCUCUCGAUGUUCUUAGCGCACAAAAUACUCGACCCAGAGUCCUUCAGGCUGUCCAGGAAGCAUGGCGAGCUGCUGAGAAAGCUCGUGACGUUGCAAAGAUUGACAAGAGAGUGCAUAAAGCUGUGUCAGCUGCAAACAAAGCAGCCAAUGCUGCCAGAGUGGUGGCUGUUAAAGCUGUCCAGAAACAAAUGCAUCAUCAUAACAGUGAAGAAAUACCAACCGUGAUAGCCUGAACCUAAUACAAGGAAUGUAGUAGAGCCUUAAAAAACACCAAAAAUGGUUACAACUGUUCUCUUCAAUUUUCGAAGUGAGAACUGCAAGGUUCCUGCUUGGAACCAUGUUCAAUCGUCAUUCAAAGAUGGUUAUUUGAUCAUGGAGCAAGAAAUGGACCUUUCCCUUUCUUUUAAUGGCUUAAGAAAUGUAUAUAAGCUGAGUUUACGAGAGAGAUGGCACUGAGGUGGGUGCCUAAAGAGUAUGGUGAUAUUUCUAUCUUUUUUCUUCUUGUAAAUGUAAUUAGUCGUAGUUCUAGAUCCUGGAACUCUGGAUAAAACAUCCAGUCCUCCCAAGGCCAGCUUCGUAUGCACGUUGGUUACAAUAAUAAACAAAAGAAGUCAUUUUCGAGCAA
Molecule: messenger RNA, 2068 nt
Organism: Gossypium raimondii (Peruvian cotton)
Lineage: Eukaryota; Viridiplantae; Streptophyta; Magnoliopsida; Malvales; Malvaceae
Exons: 3
Coding region: 114-1676 (520 amino acids)
Source: RefSeq, a predicted model, not a curated record